This is a messenger RNA of Haplochromis burtoni (Burton's mouthbrooder), 1546 nucleotides long. RefSeq names its product dehydrogenase/reductase SDR family member 13. The record is from RefSeq and is a predicted model, not a curated record. NCBI's taxonomy places the organism in Eukaryota, Metazoa, Chordata, Actinopteri, Cichliformes, Cichlidae. The transcript is spliced from 6 exons. The coding region runs from base 142 to 1098 and encodes 318 amino acids.
UUACGUCAUUCCACAACUGGUCCGACCGGUCGAGGAGCGACUCGCUGGCACGUCUCAGAUGAAACUCAUCCGACAGGCGUGUGCAUAAAGACAGAUCCGCAGCUCAGCAGCCAGACGCGAAGUUCUCGGCCGACAUCCACCAUGGUUCCCCUCUUGCUUGUGGCCGUUGUACUUCUGGGAGCAUACGUCCUCCUCACACAGACUCUCUUCAAAAGAGCCAAAUGCAAAGGAAACGCCGCGAUGUCAGGGAAGACCGUCAUCAUCACAGGAGGAAAUACGGGCAUCGGUAAAGCCACGGCUUUGCAUCUGGCCAGGAAAGGAGCCAGAGUGAUCCUGGCCUGCCGAAACAGGAACAAAGCUGCAGCUGCCAUUGCAGAAAUAGAAACGCAAACGGGAAGUACAGACGUGAUCUACGUGCACUUGGACCUAGCCAGUCUGAAGUCUGUCCGCAGCUUCGCCGAAACAUUCCUGAAAACUGAGUCCAGGCUGGAUUUGCUCAUCAACAACGCUGGAUUGGUGGCAGACGGGCGGACUGAGGACGGAUAUGGCAUCGAGUUCGGGGUGAACCACUUGGGUCACUUCCUGCUGACCAAUCUGCUGUUGGAGAGGAUGAAGAAGACAGGGGGAGGACGAGUGAUCACGCUGUCCUCCAUGGCUCAUCGCUGGGGACACAUUGACUUUAACGCUCUGGUUGCAAACAAAGACCUGGGAACUGGCAGAUACAGCUGGCAAUUUUUCCAUGCGUACUGCAACAGCAAACUGUGCAAUGUGCUUUUCACCCAUGAGCUUGCCGAGAGGCUGAAAGGAACCGAUGUCACAUGCUACAGUGUCCACCCAGGUGUUGUCCGGACUGAACUGUCUAGAAAUGUCGGCCUGUGGCAGAAGAUUUUCAUCCAGCCUGUGGCCUGGCUGCUGUUCCUGGACCCAGAGAUGGGAGCUCAGACCACACUGCACUGUGCCCUGCAGGAGGGAAUCGAACCUCUGAGCGGGAAGUACUUCUCCUGCUGUGAGGCACAGGAAGUGUCCGCUCAUGCCCGAGAUGACAAGGUGGCCCUGAAAUUGUGGGAGGUCAGCGAGAAACUCUGUGGACUGGGAUAGAUUUAUUCACCUCGCUAUAAACAGGUUGUUGAGUCCAUGAGCGAUGAGCUGUCAUUCUGUCCUUUUAACAGUAUCGGUGAUACGGUGCUAUAUGAACAUCUAGAACUGCUGUUCAGCACUUUUUUUUCCUGAAAUUUAAACAUCAUUUCUGGUGUUGAAUUGGUGUUGUUGCAGUGCCAUCAGCAGGAUGGAAGCUGGGAAUAAUCAUGUUCACAAGUGUCUUUCUUUUUUAAAUAUGGUGUGUUUGUUGGGCGCUGCUGCAUAUUUGGUAUGUUACUGUUCUGUCACCUGUUUGUGAGACAAUAGCAACACGUUUUAAUAGUUUCGUCAUAUUUUUUAAAAAAUUUUUAUUUUGUAUUUUUAUGUAAAUAUUUUUGAGUUCUUUGUACAUUGUGUUUAUACUGAGGUCCUUACUGAAGUUUGCCUUAAUAAAAAAUGUCGACUAGAA